This is a messenger RNA of Porites lobata, 4748 nucleotides long. NCBI's taxonomy places the organism in Eukaryota, Metazoa, Cnidaria, Anthozoa, Scleractinia, Poritidae. The record is from the annotation of a GenBank genome assembly.
AGACGAACCUCGCGAGGAAACGCUUGCUACGCAGGCUAAAUAUAAUGCCGACCAGCCGAGCCAGCCUCCAAGCAAAUAUCAAAAUGGAGGACUUUUUAAAGCAUUCCAAGGUGCUCAUGUUGUGUUUUGUUUUGCUUUGUUUCGAUCGUUCUUAAUCGUAUACACAAGUCAUGCUUUGAACUAUUUUUACAAGUCAAUAACUACUUGUAGGUCGGCGAAUAAUUUAAUAUUUCUAAGCUUUACCCGGAUAGUUUUAUGAGAGUUUACUGUAGGUGUAGAAUAUCAGGGCAAUAGGAGUGAGCGAAGGGGCACGAAGGAGAGACAACUAGUGUGUUUGAAAUAAGUGGAAGUUUGUGCUUAAAGCGUUUACUUAAAUACGCUUAACUUAUUCACUGCUUGUAAAUUUUUUUCUCAGGCUAGUCAAAAUGGCUCUCCGGCAGGCCAGUAAAAGCUAGCUGCAGCUUGCCCAAAGAGGAAGCUGUAAAGCUGGUUUUCUUUGCACUAUGUUAUGUUCCCAGAGUUUGGUGUUUGUUUGUAUAAUAUUUUUGCAUUGUUCUGUUUUGUUUAUGUUGUUUGUGUAUUAUACAGUGGAAACUUCCCUAAGGGCCACCAAAAAUUUGAAGAUUGAGGGGUCGAUUACGAUAAUCGAACCACAAAAGAGAUUCAGACACGUCUACUUUCUGAAAGAGAAAAAAGCAUAGAUUGCAUGCAAUUUCUAAGUCAUGAUAUGUGUAGUUCCAUUUUGUCAUUACUAAAUUGAUUCCUUUGCAUUGUCUGAGUAGCUUAGUGCAUUAAACAGUAAAAUUGUUCAAUUUAUUGCAAGGCACCUAUACUUGCAUAACAAUUGUUAACACAAAGGAAGUGUUUGUGCUGUAACAAGUUACCACAAAGCCAAUGGAAGUUUGCUAAAUGUCUUUUAUUCCUUCCUUCAUUUAUAAAGGUCUGCUUGAAGAAUCUCACCGAGUUCAAUGAAGUUCAUGUUGUCUUAGGAAAUGAGGCUUGUGAUCUUGACUCAAUGGUGUCUUCGCUCAUUUAUGCAUUUUCCAUUUUUAAGGUAUGUCUCUUCAUGGAAGCAGAUCCAGAAAUAAAAUGUUACUUUUAAAAAGAGAUAAAACUGGGACAAAAAAUAUUUUUAUUUGCUUAAGAAUGAUUUUUCAAUGGAUUAAUAGUUUGUGCAUAAGAGAGGUAACCAUAACUAGUUAAGGAGCAGUUCAAACGUCACUAUUUUUCAUGUACCAAACCUAAUCCCUUCAGUUAAGUGCAUCAAAAGAUUGAUGUUUGAAACAAUUAAGUCCAACAUAUCUACUUUGGGUCGACCCAUGAAUUACGUUCGAGUGGCCCACAUGGGAAUUUGGACUGAGGAGUGACUUGGUAUAUCAAAUGUUGAACUUUUCAUGUGCCCAACCUAAGGCAUAAAUUACUGUAAUUUAUUUUUGGUCAUCUCCGCAGGAAAAUGAACAAUUUUCCUUGCACAAAUAUUUUUUUGUACCUUCCCCCCCCCUCCAUGAACUUAGGUAACAAGAUGCUAAGCUCUUAAAAAUCUUAAAAACAAUUAAGAGGAUUUUUUAAAAUUCAAUUCUAAACUUUACAGGCAACCAAUUUAAAUUACCUAAUAAAGGAGUAGUCUAACAAUAAUUUAUUUACUUUCACUGCAUAUAAGUCCUGCAAACAUGUUCUGUGCAGGCUGUAGCUUAUUAAUUUGAUACUCCAUAAUUAUAACAGACCUGUUACAGUGAUCUGUUUCAGUUUUAUCAUCGUUCAGUUUAAUUUAUUCUUCGGCAUCCAGUUACAAAUAUCAUCAAUACGCCUAAUUUCCAUCCUAGCCAAGUUGCAGGUCUCUUGUUUCACAUUAGGACAAAAGGACGGUAGAGUUGACUAUUACUUGUCUACAAAGGCAGUGGAUCUCUAAACAAUGUUUGUCCAAAAUUUCAAAUAUCUUGCUAGCAUGCAGUGGUCUGAAAGCACAGAGACUGUACAACACAGAGCAAUGAUUAGUGGUAUAUCAAUCAGAAAUAGGUCUUCUUUGAUAAUUAUCAGAAUUGCAUGUGGGUGAUCUAACAUGUUCAGUGAGACACAUCGAUUCCAACAAGUCAACAAAUUUAACAGUAAUCAUACAUGUACCUCUAACAAUGCUAAGGAAUCUGAUUUUAGUUUUCUAUCUUGCAAGACAUUGUCCAAUGUUCCAGCAAAACAAACAGCUGUUGUUCCUGUGUUCAACAUACCAAGGGAAGAUUUCUGCCUGCGAACAGAAGCAGUGUUUCUGUUCAAACAAUUUCAUCUUGAUCAUGAUUUCUUCACAUUUAUAGAAGAUAUAGAGUUAGAAACCUUGAUGGAAACAAAGAAACUGAAACUCACUUUAGUAGACCAUAAUGUUUUAGCCCAAGCACAGAAAUAUUUGGAGACUGCUGUCAUUGAAAUUUUAGGUGAGUGUGUAAGUAAGCUCUACAGGUCUGCCCUUUACAAACACGUUUAGAGAAUUCCCUCUUAGUAUCAGUCUGUUUUGAAAGGUUGGUGGUGCUUAUGGUCAGCCUGCUGUACCACGCACACGACUAUCUGGCCUGUGUUCAUAACUGUAUCCCAGCAGGCAACAUGCAGAGCAUCAGGGGUGGAUCUAGGGGGAGGGUGUAAGGGGUGUGCACCCUCCUUCCCCCGAGAUGACCUGUGGCUUUCUAAUACAACUGGUAUUCUGCAAAAAAAUCUGCUGUAUCGGUUGAUAUGAUUCUCAGCAGUUCACAUUAUGUUAUUGCUUAGUCAAAAGCCUUCUUCUUCAUAUUCCCUUUUAAAAAUUUGUUGAUGUCACCAGUCAGUUAAGCCAUUCCUUAGUGGUGCACCACCUGCUAAGAAAAAUCCCGGAUCCACCCCUGAGCAUGUUCAACAAAGAUUUUACUCGAUUCAUGCUGUCUUUCUCCUGUACGCCAAAAUUGAGCAAGCAAAAGAAACACUCUGCUGGCAGGGUGAGAAAGUCUUUAGUUGGUUAUUUCUAGCUAAUAUGUCCAUCAUGUGUUUUGAGUGAAAGGUUAACUUUAGAAUUUCGUUUCUUUUUAUAACAAUAAGAUCUUAGCCCUGUGUUCAGAUGCACCCUCCCCUUCUUCCCUCUUUUUUUGAGGGGAGGGGACAUCUGUACACAAGCUAUGAUAUCUUUCAGACCAUCAUCAAGAUAUGUGGCCAGCUGAACUAAAAGUCAACAAGACUAUUGAGCUAGUGGGAUCCUGCUGUACUCUUGUGGCUGAAAAGCUCUUGGCUGUAGACAUACUGGACAAUAUGAUGUGCAGCCUCUUAUUAGGAACAAUACUGCUAGACACGAUUAAUCUUGAUCCUAGAGCUGGUAAAACAACACACAAAGACAAACAAAUUGUUAGCAGAUUAAUGGAGCGACAUCCAGUUGCAGUGGAUGAAUUGUAUGCAGGUCUCAGUAAAGGUUAGUUCACAGAACUUAGCUGCACAUUGCAAGGUGGAAUGAGAGUAGCUGAUAGUGACUUUGUGGAUUCUGACGGAAGUCAGGAUAACAGUGUGAAGGCUUCUGCCUAGCCUAAUCUCUACCCUCAAUUUGUUUUUUAUGUGAAGGUAUAUUUUCCCCAGCCCAUGUUGCAUACCAUUGCUAUUGUCCAUACCAUCAAGUUUUAUAGAUCAGCUGUAAACUAAAAAAGUUAUUGAUAUAGAAAUUUUUCCUUUUUUUCUCAUCAUAGCCUGAGAAAACAGCCAACAUUUGGUGACACUACCACUGGCUUCCCGGCCAAAUGACUGGUUGAAUCAAAUUUCUCAUGCGGCACAACCAAUCAGAAGCACUAACAAGAUCUGGGUAGUGACACGUCAUCAGUAUUGAAUUGCUGCGCUCGUUUCUCAGGCAUCAUUUGGCUGGGAAACCAGUGGUAGCGUCACCAAAUGUUGACUGUUUUCUCAGGCUAUUCUCAUCAAUAAUCAUAUUCUCGCAUGUUCACUCCAAUGCCUCUUUCAUCUUAAUGGGGGGGGGGGGCUGGGGGUCAUGUUUAUCUUUUUAUGAUAACAUUGUUAUAGAGAGCCACAAGUUCCUCAGUUUUUUUUCAACUGUGAAGUAUUGCCCUCUUUUAAAUAAAGUCUUCACAUCAAAAUUUUUUUCCUAGCAAAAUUUGAUGUGUCAGCCAUCUCCACCCCAGACCUUUUACGGAAAGACUACAAAGCCUUGCCCAAGAACAGUAGUGAAGCUUUAAGUGUCAGCAUCAGCGCAGUCAGCGGGUUGUCAAUGCAAGAAUUCUUUUCAAGAGCACAAGUUCAACAUCACAUAGUGAAAUUUUGUGAAUCUUCAUGCUUGGAUGUACUGGUUAUAAUGUUUGUCUACUUUGGGGAUGGCUUAGACGAACCUCCAAGUAAACAGCUUGCUGUGUGUGGUCCAAAUCAAGAUGCUUCUGGACAAAUUGGAGAUUAUUUGUCUACUUCAGCCGAACUUAAAUUAAAGCAAUACAGUGAAAGUUAUGAGAACUGUUUUGUUUAUGAUCAGGAGAAUAUCAAGGCAACGAGAAAAGAUGUGUUUCCUCUUGUUCAUGCCUUUCUUCAGAAUAAACUCUGACUGCGCAUGCUUACGGCAUACACCCCUCGCACCCAGUGAGUCAAGUUUAUUGGAGAUGUAAUGAAGUCAUAUUUACGCUAGUUUCGGGAAUUUUUAAUGGGAUCAGAGAGAUUAAGAAUCAGUUUUACGGCAGACGUCAAAUUCAAAUUGACAAUUUCUCAAAAUGGAAAAUGGACAGGAAAAAAGUGUGCAAAGUAUUAAUUGU